Molecule: messenger RNA, 1047 nt
Organism: Penicillium olsonii
Lineage: Eukaryota; Fungi; Ascomycota; Eurotiomycetes; Eurotiales; Aspergillaceae
Source: the annotation of a GenBank genome assembly
AUGCAGCAACUCGAUCUCAAAACAUGGUCUGCAAUGCCAUCGCUGGGAGGAACGCGCAGUCAUACCAAUCUGGUCUAUCGCCAGCCCCAUGCCACUGAAACAGACGAACGUCGUCGACUGGAUGCCGCAUUCUCGUUGCUGUAUCCGUCCACAGUACGGGUGCACAGUUCGCUGUCGAUAUCCGGCCACAUCCACUCGCUGCGAAUCGUUGUGCUCUCGAACGGAGCCCGUUUGUUGCUGAAAGGAUCACCACCAUCCAGCACGGCCUUACUUCGACGGGAACGGUCCUUCCUUGAAACCGAAGCUCAGUUCCUCACGCUGCUCGGCCAAAGCGGAAACCCAUGCAUUCCACAGCUCUAUAAUUACGACCCUCAUGGACGACCGUGGGGAUCUCCCUACCUGAUUCGGCAGUAUAUGAACGGGAAGAGUUUAUCGGAAAUGGAGAGCGGCCUUUCAUUCCAGCAGCGAGAUGGCGUUGAUCGCCACUUGGGCUUCUUGUUGAGCACGAUUGGACAGAACGCAGCUCCGGGGUUCGGAACCCUGCAGCAGGUUGCACGGGGUGCUGGUACGCCCUCUUGGAGAGAUGCCUUCUGUGCUCUGUUUGAGGGUAUCCUCCGUGAUGCCGAAGACACGUUCGUUCAUUUGCCAUACUCCGAAAUUCGGGACGAGCUGAGCCGUCUCGCACCUGCUCUCGAAGGUGUCACCUUGCCACGUUUAGUGGUGGUGGAUUUUGGUCGGCCCUCCCAUAUCCUGUUGAAUGAAGAGUCUAAACAACUCUCAGGCAUCGUGGAUUUUAGCAGUGCCUUGUGGGGUGACAUUUUAAUGGCCGAGAUCUUUGCAAACCCAUCGCAGGCGAUUUUGCAAGGAGCCGGCAUGCCUUUGUCCAGAACAAGGGGGGAAUCGAUCCGGUUGGCGCUAUAUGCUUGCUACCGACUGGUAUCCCAGAUUACCGUUCAAUAUUACCGAUGCCGAGACGAAGCCAGUGAAUUUGAUUCACGGAGACGAUUGACGACCACCAUUGCGGAUAUGUCGCGACUUGGAGUUUAA